Molecule: messenger RNA, 1184 nt
Organism: Populus nigra (black poplar)
Lineage: Eukaryota; Viridiplantae; Streptophyta; Magnoliopsida; Malpighiales; Salicaceae
Product: NAC domain-containing protein 2-like
Exons: 3
Coding region: 142-990 (282 amino acids)
Biological process (GO): regulation of DNA-templated transcription
Molecular function (GO): DNA binding
Source: RefSeq, a predicted model, not a curated record
GCAAACAUUUCAAACACCCUCAUUUCUCUCAAGCCCUCCUCUGGCCUCCCUCCCCUAGCAAAGCCUCCAAGGUCACUUUAAUCUUAGCAAACUGCCCCAAGAUUUUUUUUUAAUACCUCUUGUCUUGUUUGAGCGCUAGAAAUGCAAGGAAAAACCAACUCUGAGCAGCUUCCUCCUGGUUUUAGGUUCCACCCUACCGAUGAGGAAUUGAUCAUGUACUACCUUCGUAACCAAGCCACAUCCAGGCCAUGCCCUGCAUCGAUUAUCCCAGAAGUUGAUAUUUACAAAUUUGAUCCUUGGCAAUUACCUGAAAAAGCGGAUUUUGGAGAAAACGAGUGGUACUUCUUCACCCCUCUCGACCGCAAGUACCCAAAUGGAGUGAGGCCUAACAGAGCAACUGUGUCAGGGUACUGGAAGGCCACGGGCACAGACAAGGCCAUCCAUAGUGGCUCUAAAUAUGUUGGUGUCAAGAAAGCUCUUGUUUUUUACAAGGGCAGGCCACCUAAGGGUACUAAGACCGAUUGGAUUAUGCAGGAGUAUCGCUUAAAUGAUUCGAAUAAGCCAGCCAGCAAGCACAAUGGAUCCAUGAGACUAGUCCUGUGCAGAAUUUACAGGAAGAGGCAUGCAAUAAGACAUUUGGAGGAGAAAACAGAAAAUCCAGUACAUGCCCAUUUGGACGUCACCCCAGAUAAUGAUGCUAGAGAGCAACAGAUGAUGAAAAUCUCAGGAACAUGUUCUCUUUCUCAUCUGUUGGAAAUGGAGUACCUGGGUUCAAUUUCGCAACUCUUGAGUGGAGACGCGUAUAAUUCAGAUUUUGAUUCCCAGAACCUCACGAGCGAUGCUUUGACUGACCAUGUUAUAAAAAUUCAGCUAGGUGAGAUGUCUCCCGAACACACUGAUAAUGGCAAUUUUCAAGGGAACCAGCGGGGCAGCACUUCUUUAAUUAACCAGCCCCUGGUUGUGAACCCAAUGAUGUACGGAUUCCAGUGAUUUGGAUGGUUUUGACCAUUGAAUGAACAAAAUCUGGGCUCGUCAUCGUAUUGAAGACAUCUCAGUGGUUAACAUCCAAUCAGAAAUGUACAUGUUGUUUGUCGGAGCACGUAUAUAUCCUGCGCGAUAUUUUUUAUUUGCAGUUUUAUUAAUGUGGUACCACCUUGGCAUCUAUUAAUAUAUAGUUUUAUUUA